Molecule: messenger RNA, 859 nt
Organism: Cornus florida
Lineage: Eukaryota; Viridiplantae; Streptophyta; Magnoliopsida; Cornales; Cornaceae
Exons: 1
Coding region: 159-605 (148 amino acids)
Source: RefSeq, a predicted model, not a curated record
GUGUAAAAACAGAGUGAUUGCUCAUGAUGCUAAACCAUCAUUCCACACAUCCCACAAAACCCAUCAUAAAUUCUCCCUGAAGACUAUCUUUUCUCCCCCUCUCUCUCUCUCUAAAAUCUGACACACACGCCGGAAAGGCGGAAAGCACCACCAGAAGAAUGACCUCACUCUGCAUAUCAAAGUGUGUGGAUGACGCCCGAGUCCCAGUCAGAGCCACCUACGUCAACCUCUACAAGUGGCCGGAAUCUGACGCCGAGUUCGUCAAGACGGUGGCGGCUGCUAAUGUGCGCGGGGGUGGCCAUGGAGGGCAGCACCAGCACCAGCACCCGAGGGUGGUGGACAGUAUCUCCUGCAGGCAGGUGUACCUUAGGAGCUACACCUUUUCGAGGAAAGAGACGGUGCCGGAGCGGACCAAGAAGUGCCUGGGUCGGGUCAAAGAGAGGGUGUCACGUGAGAGGAGGAGGAAGGGAAAUGGAGCACGUGGGAGUAGGAGGUGCGUGGUGGUGAGGAGGGUGAGGGAGCUAUCGUGCGCCGCCCUGUGUGUGAUUUUCCGGAGGAUGCUAUCUUGCACCGCCACGGUAGACGUUGUGGAUCAUAGAGACUAGUGAGUGAUUGUCGCAUAGCAUAACUAUAAUAUUAUACUCGUAAUAUGUACGUUUCUGAGUAUUUGAAUUUUUAUUUAUUUAUGUUAAGGGGAUGGGUGUUUCUGUUUAAUUUGUCCUUUGUUAUGUUUUGAGGGUUGAGAGAUGGUAACAUGUGAUCACAUGCUUCUUAAUUUGUAUCUUUCUAUUUUGACGAGUGGCUCUGUUAGAUAAUAACAAUAAUCUGUAUAACAACACUCGGCUCCCAUUUAUUUGUA